Epinephelus lanceolatus (giant grouper) is the source of this 4664-nucleotide messenger RNA. RefSeq names its product IgLON family member 5 (gene iglon5). NCBI's taxonomy places the organism in Eukaryota, Metazoa, Chordata, Actinopteri, Perciformes, Serranidae. The record is from RefSeq and is a predicted model, not a curated record.
ACGCGCUGAGUGCGGAGCGACGAGACGCGCUGCAUACCAACAGAGACAUACGGGAGCAGGCUAAUUAAGCUCAAGUGGCGAGUUGCGACUGGUCAGGACGCACAGACCCCCAUCCUGUUCUCUGACAGUAAAAACACAUUUCUGUCAAGUCACUGGACAGUUUCAAUUUUACCUUUUUUUUCUCUUCCCAUGUAUUUCCUAAAAUAUUUUCCUUCGCAGCACUGUGAGCCAAACUAAGUGUCUGGGAUAUUUGUUUUUUUUCCUCUGCUCUGAUAUUUUUCUGGUUGGCAGAGUCUACACAGGAGAAGACAAACAGCUCUCUUCGGUUCUCUCUCCGACGCGGGUCAUCAGAAGGAAAAGUCAACUGGAUAAGACUGAUGUUUUCAUCCAGUCACAUGUAGAAGCGUUGGACUAUUGCUGUUGACAUCCAUCCUCUGGGUCUUUUUUCUAUAUAUAUAUACAGAUUCCCCGCAACGGCACCAUAAAGGAGGAAUACCAAGGCUGCAAAAACAAGCAGAAAAUCAAUCAGAACUCCAUCAUGGGCUGCCCCCUCUUGCGGAACGCGUUUGCUGGUUUGAUGCUGGUUCUGCUGUCGAAAGCGUCCAGCGUGCACGGAGGAGAAUUCGGACACCUGCCGGACAACAUUACAGUGUUGGAAGGAGAAAGCGUCACUUUGAGAUGUCGGAUCGACGAGGAGGUGACCCACAAGGCCUGGUUGAACCGCUCUAACAUCCUGUUCACGGGGACAGAUAAGUGGUCACUGGACAAGCGUGUGACGCUGGCCAACAGCAACAACAGUGACUUCUCCAUCCACAUCGACAAGGUGCAAGUAACCGAUGAGGGGCCCUACACUUGCACCUUCCAGGCCAAUAACAAGCCCCGCAUCGCUCACGUCUACCUCAUUGUUCAAGUGCCGGCCAGAAUCGUCAACAUCUCAAAAAACGUGUCGGUGAAUGAAGGAGAGAAUGUAAACCUCUACUGUCUGGCAGUGGGUCGGCCCGAGCCCACCGUCACCUGGAAAGACCAGAAAUAUGGGCUGGUUAGUGACGGGGAGUUCCUAGACAUCACAGAGAUCAAGAGGCAGCAGGCCGAGGACUAUGAAUGCAUCACCAACAAUGGAGUGGCUCCACCUGAUCAGCGCAAAGUCAAGGUCACGGUUAACUACCCACCCAUGAUCACAGAUGUGAAGAACAUGCCAGCCCAUUUGGGUAAGACGGCCAUCUUGCGCUGCGAAGCCAUGGCAGUGCCACCAGCCUCCUUCGAGUGGUACAGAGAUGACCACAGGCCGGUUGAGAGUGACAACACCCUGAGGAUCAAAAACGAGAAGACGCGCUCGCUGUUGCUGUUCACCAAUGUGACAGAGAAACACUUUGGCAACUACACCUGCUUUGCCUCAAACCGUCUGGGGGCUUCCAACGCCAGCAUGCUGCUCUUUCGACCGGGGGCCAUACAGGGCCGAGGGACUGGUUUACAUGCAGGGAUGAGCGUCGGCGUGUGUGUUUGGGUUUCCCUCACUGCUGUUCUUCUGCUGAAGGUGUAAAGAUCGAGAGCGCCACCUGGAAUUGUCCCUAAAUGUCCCUGAAAGCCCCCCUUACCCCUGCGCCCCCCAACCCCCCUCUCUACGGAAGGAAGAAGGAAAUGAAAUUCUUUAAUUACGAACCCAUCACUGUGAACAAAAAGAAUAUGCAUUAUUCCAGGAGCCAUUGAAUCAUUGCAUCAAACACACGACCGCAUUACCCCCCUCCCCAAUAACCCCUCACCCCCCUCAAAACUCCCUGCACCCUUAAUUCAAUUUCGAGGUCAAAACCAUUGUCAACAUCUCUUUCUUCUCCCUCUCUCUCUCUCUCACACUGUCUGUCUCUCUCUUAAUGUCUCCCAGAAUGCCUUGCAGAUUUGUCUGACUUGGUACCUCCCCCCUCACUUUGUUGUCCCCUCAUUAUUACCACCGAGCUGAUGUUGAUAGAGAGUGUAUAUUAACGAUUAUUGUGUCGGUGAUCAAUGAGAAAAAUAGAUAAUCUAACAACUGGACGAUCAUUUAUGUAAUAUACUACAUAGACUAAUGACUGACCUACAAUGUUUGCCUUAUGGGAAUGAUACAUAAAAUCUCAAUAUUAUGGUGGAUAUUUAUGGAAAUUAUAGUUAUAAUGUGGUACUGAUGGUCAUGUGACCUUUUGAAAAUUGUCCAACUGGUGGCCAUGUGUCACCCUCUGAUCACACAAACACACACCUACACACACACACACAAACAUGUAUGGCUUUUUGAUUUUAACUGUGUAGCAGUGAAGCUGCUAUGAAUGAUGUCAAAAUGUAUUAAAAAAAAAAAAAAGGGUGGGUGGUGACGGCGUCAGUCUUAACUACCCCUUUAUGUAAUUUGGGGGGUUUAUACCAAGGUUUCGCAUGUAGACCCCCUCACUACCCAAACCUUUUUCGCCCCCCCUUUCCCCGCCCCUCUGUUCAACGUGCUCUGUCUAGUCGCCCUUCGCAUCGCUAUAGUGUUCUCUGCUCCGUGUCACCCCCCUCUUCCCUCCGUCUUCCUCCCCCAGUGUAAAUAUAUGCAGUACAGAGGCCACGCCAGCGACUCCAGGUUGCCUGGCGCAGAACGACAUCUCCCAUCAGCCUCAACUUCGCUCCAGUUUUCUGAAGCAGCAAGAGACUGUCCAGUGACAACAAUAUCUUCUGUUUCAAAGCUGCAGCUCCAUCCUCUUUGUCGCUUGUUGAUAGCAUGUACCGGUUAGAGAUGUUCCUGUUGUGAGUCCAUACUCCCUUCACUCCCUCCCUCCCCUCCCCCACCCCCACCCUUACCCUACCCUCCCUGCACUGUGUCUGUUUUACUCUGCAAGGUUACCUGCUUUUACUUUUUUGGUGUUAAUAAUAGUACAGAUGAUGAUGAUGUUAAUAAGUAUUUGAAUAACUAUGAAUAGUAAUUCCAUGUGAGAAAAAAAAAUGAACAAAUCCUGAUGGUAAUGAGCCGUGCGUGGGAAAAAUGAUUUUUGUACUUUACUCUGAGAAGUCACACACAUUGAACAACUACAAUGAAAAAAACAAACAAACAACAAAAAAAAGACAUGUAAAGUUUUCGAAGUGAUGUGCUCUAUUUUGCCAUGACAAGCUUUUUAAAAACGCAUUUGAAACAGUCUGAGGGAUUAUUUCAUCCAAGUCCAGAGGCAGUGAAUGAUAAUGUAAUUUAUAAUUUGUAACAGUUUAUGUACUGGACUCUUUUUUGUCAUGCUGUUAACUGCAUCACACACACACACACACACACAUUUACAGCAUAUUUGUCCACUUAUCAUAGUGUGUGUCUCUCUCCGACCAGCUAGAUAAAUGAUUUGGAUCCAUGUCAGUCUCUGAUCGCAGCUGUAAGUCGGUUCUUGUUCGGCCAGACCGCAGGGAGAUAAAGAUGUAAUUAGCCGUUACCUGUGGCUGGCUAAGUGAAGGAGCCUGGGCUCCACCUGUCCCUCCUGCCAGCCAGUGAUGGCCCCCAUAAAUCAAGCUCAAUCCUGCCACUGACAGGAAUCCUCUUCAAGGACAACCUCGCCUUGGUGCAACAGUACUCCCUCCGAAGUGUACCUGUGACAUGCAGGCAUGGGCACUACAAAACCCCUGUGGCACAAUUAUCCAUCCACUACUCCCACACGGCACAAACAGUGGGAGGUAAGCCCAUAUUUCAAUAUGGUGGCACUCGUUCCUCCGUUAAAACACUGUUCCACUCACAUGCAGCGACUAUAUGCAAAUUUGCCAUAACGAGCCUGCACGGAGAGAUGAGUUUACCCCAGCUGAACCCUGACUACUGCGACCUUAAAGGGGAAUUACUCAGUACUGAAUCAAUUGUCUGAAUGUGUUUUUGUUUGAUUCUGUUUCAAACCAGCAAUAACCCCUAACUCUACUGUGCAAUAGGUAUCAGAUAUGGUUAAAGCUGUGGUGUAAUAUCUGAAAAAACUACAUUAACAAGGUAUAUCAAAUAAGUCUGUUGUUGUACUUUUACUGUGUACAGUACUCUGAAAUGAUUGUGAAGCUCUGUUUAAAUGGCCCUUAAUCUAAAACACUACAUGUUGUACUCAAAAAGUCUUGCCCUCUGCGAUGUAGUCGGGUUGUCUGUGUGACAGAACACACUGUUUGUGCAUGCAUCUUGUUGCUCCAAAAAUAAUGACGGAUUCCAUUUCAAGCACAAGAGCAGGUCGUUUGGUCAGUGCUUCUUUUUUUUCCUGUCUCAGUCUCUUUUUCCAUCCUCUCAGUAUCUCUGUCUUUCAUGCUGUUUUUAUUUUUCCUAUUUUGUUUCCCACUCAAAUACUGUACACUGUUCCAUGUCAAUGUCCCACUGGGUCUGUCAGUGGCAUAUAACAUCUGUAUGUACAUAAUCUGUCCUUGAUGAAGAAAAACAACAAAAAAUAGAAGAAAACAUAAAAAAAAAAAUCACAAAAAAAACACAGACAAAAAAUAACACGCUGUCAUGUUUCUCAAUGUGGGUUUGAAAAAAGCACGUCAAUGUCGUGUAUGGGUGGAUUUUGAAAAAAAAAAAAAAGAAACAUUGUAUGUUGUGUUCAGAUUUAUGGCUAAUGGGUCCAGAAGGACGGGAAUUUGGGCAAUAUGACUUGAAAUGGUGGAGUGGUGAUGAACAGAAUGUGGGUAUUUGUACAAACAAGCAGUAAAAGAACAUGUUUUCAUGA